Messenger RNA from Parastagonospora nodorum SN15, 2010 nucleotides. RefSeq lists its product as hypothetical. The coding region runs from base 1 to 2010 and encodes 669 amino acids. NCBI's taxonomy places the organism in Eukaryota, Fungi, Ascomycota, Dothideomycetes, Pleosporales, Phaeosphaeriaceae. The record is from RefSeq and is a predicted model, not a curated record. Gene Ontology annotation, molecular function: NAD+ poly-ADP-ribosyltransferase activity. The transcript is spliced from 4 exons.
AUGGCUCGCAAAGCAGCCCAAAAGGCCGCCAAAGCCGCGCCACUAGACGGCUGCGUAAUUGCAACCUCAGGCAAGUUUCCCGGCACCACUCAGACAGCUCUCGCCAGUCGCAUCACGUCACUCGGCGCUACAGCCUCAUCAAAGGUCACUUCGGAUACAAACAUCUUGAUCGCAACCGAAAAGGAUUACGAGAGUAAUUCGACGAAAGUGAAGGCGGCCGCAUCGCACGACAUUCCCGUUGUCACGCUUGAUUGGCUCGAGGAAUGCGAAUCCACAGAUGCCAAAGUAGAUGAGACAUCGUAUCUCCUCUCGCCUUCAGCUGCCUCUGCAGCUACUGCUACGCCAUCAAAAACAAAGAAUGGUUCGAAGAAGCGAGCUGCAUCACCAUCACCUGACGUAUCACCACCUCCAACUCAAGUUACGUUGCAGACAAAGAAGCCAAAGAUCUCGGAGAACGCCAAGGUUGGAGAUGGACAGAAUGCCAAGUCCAAGAAGAUAGCUAUAUCUGUAGACGAGUAUUGCCCGCUCUCAAGUUACCAAGUGUACAUCGAUGGUGAAGGGACCAUCUGGGAUGCUUCGUUGAACCAAACCAACGCAUCGGCCAACAACAACAAGUUCUACAAAGUCCAGCUGCUGUGCAAUGGAUCCGACUUCAAGACAUGGACGCGCUGGGGUCGUGUCGGUGAGCGAGGCCAGAGCGCGAUGCUGGGCGGCGGAUCGCUCCCAGACGCGCAGUUGAACUUUGAGAAGAAGUUCAAGGACAAAUCGGGUCUCAAGUGGGUUGACCGGGGUGAGGAGCCGAAGAAGAAUAAAUAUGCAUAUGUGGAGCGAUCUUACAACCCAGAUUCGGACGAAGAAGACGACGCAGAUGCUGGUGCAGACGGCGACAACGAAGAUGGCGUUAAGCGCGAAGUGGCGAAGUGCACACUUGAGCCGCCCGUGCAGAACCUGAUGAAACUCAUCUUCAACCAGUCUUACUUCGACGCAACCAUGGCGGAUCUCAAUUACGAUGCCAACAAGCUUCCCCUCGGCAAGCUGAGCAAGGCCACUAUCGCGAGAGGUUUCCAGGCGUUGAAAGAUCUCGCAGCCAUCCUUGACAAUACAGACGCAGAUUCUAGAGCGAAGGUGGAGGACCUCUCGAACCUAUACUACUCCGUCAUUCCGCACGCAUUUGGCCGUGUCAGGCCACCUGUGAUUCGAGACAACGAUCUACUUAAGAAGGAGAUCGAACUUCUCGACAGCCUGUCUGACAUGAAGGAAGCAGCUUCCAUGCUCAAACAGACACUUAAAGAUGACGGUGGUGUUCAUCAGCUCGAUCGCCAGUUUAACGGCCUGAAGAUGAACGAAAUGUCACCUCUGGAUCCCGCCAGCACCGAAUUCACCGAGCUUGAGACCUACCUCAAGGUUUCCAAGGGCGCCACCCAUCACUUGUCCUACAAGGUUGAAGACAUCUUCCGCAUCGAGCGACAGGGCGAACUGGAACGCUUCGAGAAGAGCCCGUACUCGAAGAUCAAGAGCAACCGUCGCCUCCUGUGGCAUGGUUCUCGUGUCACCAACUUCGGUGGCAUCCUUGGCCAAGGUCUACGAAUUGCGCCCCCAGAAGCACCGGUCAGUGGCUACAUGUUCGGCAAAGGUAUCUACCUCGCAGACAUGUCAAGCAAAUCUGCCGGUUAUUGUUCCGCCGGCAGCUCUGGUGGCACUGCGCUGCUAUUGCUUUGCGAAGCCGAGCUCGGCGACCCUAUGUAUGAGCUGACGGACGCUUCGUAUACAGCUGGUGAGGACGCGAAGGCUAAAGGAAUGAUAUCAACGUGGGGUAAGGGCCAAACCGGACCGAGCGAGUGGAAGGAUGCUAAAUGUGUUAACAAAUCGCUUGCUGGUUGCAUAAUGCCGGACAUGGAAUUCAACCCCGGACCAACCAAUGUGUCCGGCGCAUACCUGCAGUACAACGAGUUCAUCGCCUAUGACGUUGCUCAGGUUCGUCUCCGAUACCUCUUCCGUGUUCGCAUGUAG